ACUAGGAGGCUUUUCUAAGUUGGCAGGUUGCCAUGGCAUCUGGACCCACUAUGACGGCCCCCAUUUGUCUGGUGGAAAACAACAAUAUGCACCUGUCAGUGAACCAGACAGCUAUACAGAUUCUUGAAAGGAUUUCUCAACCAGUAGUGGUGGUGGCCAUUAUAGGACUGUAUCGUGCAGGCAAAUCCUACUUGAUGAACCAUCUUGCAGGACAGAACCGAGGUUUCCCUCUGGGUUCUGCCAAGGGCAUCUGGAUGUGGUGUAUGCCUCACCCCUGCAAGCCAAACCACACCCUGGUCCUUCUGGAUACCGAGGGCCUGGGUGAUGUGGAAAAGGGUGACCCUAAGAAUAACUCAUGGAUCUUUGUCCUGACUGUGCUUCUGAGCAGCACCUUUAUCUACAACAGCUUGGGCACCAUCAACCACCAGGCCCUGGAGCAGCUGCAUUAUGUGACAGAGCUCACAAAACUAAUCAGGGCAAAGUCCUCCCCAGAAGAGGAUGGAACAGAAGAUUCCACAGAGUUUGUGAGUUUCUUUCCAGACUUUAUCUGGGCUGUAAGGGAUUUGACCCUGGAGUUGAAGCUAAAUGGUCAUCCUAUCACAGAAGAUGAGUACCUGGAGAAUGCCUUGAAGCUGACUGCAGGACUCUGGUGGUCCUAUAUGGAUACCAUCAAUACUGGUUCAGUGCCUUGUUUGGAGAACGCAGUGACAACUCUAGCCGAGCUUGAGAACUCAGUGGCCGUGCAGAAGGCAGCUGACCACUACAGCGAGCAGAUGGCCCAGCGAGUGAAGCUCCCCACAGGCAAGCUCCAGGAGUUGCUGGAUGUGCAUGCAGACUGUGAGAGGGAAGCCACUGCAGUGUUCAUGGAGCACUCCUUCAAGGAUGACCAGCGGGAGUUCCAGAAAAAGCUGGUGGAACUCAUAAAGGAUAAGAAGGAGCAUUUCUUGCAGCAGAAUGAAGAGGCAUCCAUUGAAUACUGCCAGUCUAGGCUUGAUCAGCUUUCACAGGUCCUAAUGGAAAGUAUUUCAGCAGGAACUUUCUCUGUUCCUGGAGGGCAUGAGCUCUACAGGGAAGCAAAGGAAAGUAUUGAAUGGAACUAUUCACAAGUGCCCAGGAAAGGAGUGAAGGCAAAUGAGGUCCUCCAGAGCUUUCUGCAGUCGCAGGCUUCAAUAGAGGAAUCCAUCUGGCAGGCAGAUAAAGCCCUCACUGACAGGGAGAAGGCCAUAGCAGCGGAGCAGGUCAGCAAGGAGUCAGCUGAAACGGAACAGGAGCUGCUAAGACAGAAACUACUGGAGCAGCAACAGCAGAUGGAGGCACAAGAAAGGACUCUCCAGGAAAACAUAGUCCAACUGAAAGAGAAGAUGGAGAAGGAGAGAGAAAACAUACUAAAAGAACAGAACAUGAUGUUGGAGGAUAAGCUGAAGGUCCAACAUAAUCCGCUCAAUGAAAGAUUUAGCAAGAAAUAUGAAGAGAUGGAUGAAGAGAUAAAGCAGUUGAAAUACAGGGUUGAUGCUACUAAAAAUAAUGAUACUCCCUGGUUUGCACAAGUCUUGGAGGAUUUAGAUGAAAUUGUUUCAAUAUUUUCUUCUCCUGUUAGAACACUUGAUAAUAUGCAUGGUGUGAGCUCACUAUUUAUGAAUUAGCUCUCCUUUUAAAGAAAUUAAAGAAUGUGGUUAUAUACUCUGGCCUAUUUUUGGUGCAUAUGGUUUUCACUUUUAUCCAGAAAAGUUUUAAAUAUAAAAAGUGCCUACAAGAGGAUAGCAAUGCCUGCCCUACAUUAGACAGAAUAAAUGCAUGUACACUUUGAUAUAUAACUUUUAGGAAAUCUA
Molecule: messenger RNA, 1829 nt
Organism: Mirounga angustirostris (Northern elephant seal)
Lineage: Eukaryota; Metazoa; Chordata; Mammalia; Carnivora; Phocidae
Product: guanylate-binding protein 6-like
Molecular function (GO): GTPase activity; GTP binding
Source: RefSeq, a predicted model, not a curated record